ACUUAAGAAUGCAACACUUAAGACUGCAGGGAUCCUUGAGAAUGCAAGGACACGUGAAGGUGAGACUGGCAUUUUCCUUAUUUGCCACGGGCUCGCCUGGCCUUUUUGUGCGACGACCCCCAUCCCACUUCGCUGCACCUAGACAGCAUCAUGGACGCCAAACGAGAAACCACCGGCCUCACGCACGAUGUCUCCGACCUGAACUAUGCAUUGGAGGGAGAUCAGAAGCCGGUGCGCUCGCUGCUGCGUCGCAUCGAUUGGCGCAUACUGCCCAUCAUGUUCCUGACCUAUUUCCUGCAAUUCCUCGACAAAGUGUGCUUGAACUAUGCAAAUGUCAUGGGCCUCCAAACAGACCUGGGGAUGUCGGGGAAUGACUUCUCGUGGCUCGCGACGGCCUUCUUCAUCGCCUACGCUGUGGCAGAGGUUCCACAAGGGUAUCUCCUCCAGAAAUUCCCCAUCACACGAGUCCUCGGCUGCAAUGUCUUCCUUUGGGGCGUUCUUCUCUGCUGCUCCGCCGCUGCACAGAACUACGGAGGGUUGAUGGCUCUACGAGUCCUCCUCGGCAUAACAGAAGCAGUCGUCGCCCCCGCGCUUACAAUGUACACAAGCCUCUGGUACACCCGACGCGAAUCUACCCCCCGCUUCGGCCUCUGGUACUGCGGCGUCGGCGUCGGCCAGAUAAUCGGCGGACUGGUCUCCUUUGGCGCACAGCACGCACCAGCAUCGCUCUCCCUCACCGGCUGGAGGGUAAUGUUCCUUGUCAUCGGACUGGUUAAUAUCCUCGCCGCGGCGCUCAUCCUCGUCUUCCUCCCUCUCUCCCUCGAAACGGCCCGCUUCCUCUCCGCAGACGAGAAAACAACCAUAUCCGCCCGUCUCAAGGCAGACUCUGCCAACGUUGCGCCGAAACAAUUCCACGUCGCUUCGCUCUGGGUCGUCCUGACUGAUAUCCAAACGUGGCUGCUGCUCCUGAUCACGAUCCUUUCGACCCUGCCCUCGGGUCUGAUCGUCGCUUUCUCGUCGAUGGUUAUCAAGAACUACGGGUAUACCGCGAAGCAGAGCGCGCUGCUGAAUAUGCCUUCGGGGACUGUGAGCAUUGUCUGCAUCAUCUUGUCGACCUAUGCCAUUGCAAAGGGGUAUCCGCGGUGGCUGACGCUGAACAUCCUCUUUGUCGCGACGCUGUUGGGGGCCUGUCUUAUGAGCUUUAUGCCCCAGAGCAAUAAGGCUGGGUGUUUGGUGGGGAUCUAUUUGGUUAAUGCGACAGUCGCACCCCUCGGUAUAAUCCUGGCCUGGAUCGCAGGGAAUUUCAAGGGCUACACUGGCAAAGUCUCCGGGGCGGCGCUCAUCUCUGCUGGAUUCAGUGUUGCGAAUAUCAUCGGGCCGCAGACGUUUCAGGCCAGAGAUGCUCCUGAUUACAUACCCGCAAAAGUAACCAUUGUAGCCAUUAACGCGGCUGCGAUUGUUGCUGCGAUUACGCUGCGGGUUGUAUAUGGUAUGAGGAACAGCAAGGCUGAGGAUCUGGGUCUUCCGGCUAGGAGUUCCAUGGAGAAGAGACUUACGAAGGACGAGGGAGAGGACCUGUACCCGGGAUUCAGAUAUGUGUAUUAGCCGUGGCGUAACUGAGAUGUGCGCAGUUUAGGGGCCGUUCCAUAUCCUUUGAAGAUGGUCCUUCUGCAGCAAUGAAAAUGGAGAACUUGGACACUGUUUCAGUGGUUCCUGCUCCCUCACGGCAUACAUCGA
This is a messenger RNA of Aspergillus versicolor CBS 583.65, 1737 nucleotides long. RefSeq names its product putative MFS transporter. NCBI's taxonomy places the organism in Eukaryota, Fungi, Ascomycota, Eurotiomycetes, Eurotiales, Aspergillaceae. The transcript has 6 exons. Gene Ontology annotation, biological process: transmembrane transport. Gene Ontology annotation, molecular function: transmembrane transporter activity. Bases 151 to 1605 code for a protein of 484 amino acids. Gene Ontology annotation, cellular component: membrane. The record is from RefSeq and is a predicted model, not a curated record.